AUGGCUUUCGGAUAUUCAUCUCGGUCCAGGAGAAGAUCUACCUCUCCAGAACCGCCCACAAAACCACCACGUCCGCGUCAGCGAGCAGAGAGCACGCCUGUACCGCUGACUCAGUAUGGCUACCCACACGCGACGACGUCCACAUAUUCAGUGAACGUAAUUCAUGCUUCACAGCCUGUUGUCCCUUGUCAACGUCGACAGAGCACGUCGAUGUCCAUGGUCCGACUACCCCCUCAACCAGCUCCACCUCCACAGUCUUUUCCAGGGACUUUGGUUGUCAGUCCACAGUCAGCAUGGUAUCCUCAGCAACCACAGCCACCCCGAAGACCUUCAAAAUGGAAAUCAUAUACGAACCUCAACCAGUCUAUGUCUCAUCUUGUAUCGCACACUGUCGAGAAAACCAAUGCAACUAUCCAGGAACUUGAGCAACUCGUUCACCAAAGUUUGGGUGGUGGUGCAAAUGUGAACGAAGCUACUUCACGUUUGUUGGAUCAGGUUAUCACUUCUAUUGAUUUGGGGUCGUUUUGUGGACGAGAGAGUGAACUCAUCGCUGCAUGUGCUGUCCCUUCUCAGUCUGACAGAAGGGAUCGUCGUUCACAACGGACAGGAAAGAAAUCCACCGGGUCCGUGGAUUAUUUCUCCAAGGUGUACUUGUAUGCUAACUCACGUCUGCCGCCGCAUAUUCAAACAUUGAGAUUUUAUCCUGCGACAUAUCCUCUCCUCCAACUAGCUGCCAAGUACUCCCGACGAGCCUACGACAAACCCUCAGGCCGUGAACGACAUUCAUAUGUCAACUCCGACUGGCUCCAUGGUACAAAAGCCAUGGUCGUCAAGUCAUUGCCAAUUGAUGAUAUGAAUACAAUUGUCUUCGCCAUUCGAGGCACGCAAAGUUUCAUCGACUGGGCUGUCAAUGUCCACACGGCACCGACAUCUCCCACGGGUUUUCUGGAUGAUCCUUCCAAUUGCUGCCACUCUGGGUUCCUGUCCGUAGCUCGGAAGAUGGUUUCUACUGUUGCAGAACGACUGCGUAAUCUGCUUGAAGAGGACCCGUCUCGUAUGUCCUACUCGCUAGUUCUUACGGGUCAUUCCGCUGGCGGUGCUGUUGCUACUUUGCUGUACCUUCAUAUGCUUUCUGAAUCGCCAGCUGUGGAGUCUGAGCUCACAUAUCUUCGCGGUUGCUUUAGACAUAUUCAUUGUGUUACAUUUGGUGCGCCGCCUAUCUCACUCCGACCACUGCAGCCAUCACCCGCUGCUCUGAGGUCAAAGUCUCUAUUCUUUGCUUUCAUCAAUGAAGGUGACCCAGUAGCCCGAGCUGAUAAGGGCUAUUUCCUUUCACUGUUGGAUCUGUAUGUCUCACCUGCGCCAGGUUCAAUGCUCACUCUAUAUGAACGCAAGAAACAGCAUGCACCUAUCUACUGGAGGAUGCCUGUGUCCACUCUUGCACUGGCAGGUCGGCUUAUUAUCCUUCGGCCGAGGGAACAAUGGAAUGGUCGACCGGUUGUUGUGGCACCACCUAUCCCGGGCGGUCCUCCCACUCUGCCACCACGCGAGAAUGUGGAUGCUUGUGGUGUCACGGAUACGGACUUACGAGGUGUUGUAUUUGGAGAUCCUGUGAUGCAUUUCAUGGACUUGUAUUCUCGCCGCAUUGAUGCUAUUGCGAGAGGUGCCCCAAACAAGCGAUGA
Molecule: messenger RNA, 1683 nt
Organism: Penicillium antarcticum
Lineage: Eukaryota; Fungi; Ascomycota; Eurotiomycetes; Eurotiales; Aspergillaceae
Product: lipase family protein
Exons: 3
Coding region: 1-1683 (560 amino acids)
Biological process (GO): lipid metabolic process
Source: RefSeq, a predicted model, not a curated record